This is a messenger RNA of Symbiodinium sp. CCMP2592, 3780 nucleotides long. The record is from the annotation of a GenBank genome assembly. Lineage: Eukaryota; Dinophyceae; Suessiales; Symbiodiniaceae.
AUGGCGGCUUUUGCGCCAGGCAGAAUUCCGCUUCCGCCGGGUCUGGAGGAUGAGAAGCAAGGCGCGAUAAAGCCGGCUAGCAAGGCCGCCGCACGGUCGCAACACAAGGCCAAGGAGGAUCCCUGGGACGCAGGUGACCCGUGGUCCAAGAAGGGCGAGUCAGGAAGCUAUGCUGGCAGCGACCCAUGGGAUGCAGGUGACCCGUGGAGCAAGUCUGCAGGAGGAGAUGGCUACAUCAAGUCGAACACCAGAAGCUUGAAUGGCUCAAGGAUGCUGAAUUCUGCCAUGCAGCAGAUCCGCGAGCAGCCAGCUCCUGCUCCGGCUCCAGGCAAGAGCAAUGGCAGCACCAAAUCCGUCGAAGAACAAGAGCUCGCUGGGAAAGAGGACAACCGGUUGGAGGGUGAGGCCACCGCAAAGAUCGUCGUCCAGCUAGAGGAUGGUUCUACCGACGCCACCCCGAUGACUUGCUGGGAUGACUUCAAACUGUCCAAGGAGAUCAUGGACGGUAUCUUCGAGAUGGGCUUUACCAAGCCAUCGAAGAUUCAGGGUCUGGCCUUGCCAAUUGCGAUGAAGGGUCGGAACAUCAUUGGGCAGGCCCGCAAUGGCAGUGGAAAAACCGCAGCUUUUGCCUUGGCGAUGCUGGCAAACGUUGACGUCAACAAGAGAGCCCCGCAGGGUCUCUGCGUGUGCCCCACGCGAGAGUUGACAAUGCAGAACCACGCCGUGAUCCAGCGGCUUGGCAAAUUCACAGGUCUGGAGUUCUUCCUGGCUGUGCCGCAGGAGCAGCGCGCUCCGCGCAGCGUCUGGGCUCUCAGGGGCGCAGAUGCCGGGCAGCUGCUCAAUGGCCGUGGCAUGGCAACGCCGGACAAAUCUCUGAGUCUGAGCAACGCGAACGGCCACAUCAGCAGACAGGUGCAAGAACUCCGGGAGAAGCUCUCGGCAAGGCUAUCUUUGCAAGCUCAGGAGGGCCCCCAACGGGCAAGUUCACGGCGCCUUGCACGGUCAAGGAAGGCUGGCAUGGCUGGCUCGACGCUUCGCGAGAGCCUUCAAGCCUCUCCUUCCACAAAGGCCACGGUCACGGCGACCUCUCCCGCCGAGACGAAGCGGUCCACGGCGGCCUCGUCUUGCGAGCGGCCCUUGUCGCCACGAUACGAAGGACAGCCAAUGACGGAGGGCAUCGCAGUGUGGCGAGAAACGCAGGCCUUGAACGAAAGCCUCGGGGCUUCGGCCGAAGCCCAUCGGCCUUUGAGGUCCUUUCCUGCCCAUUCUAUUCGCGGUCCCCCGGUCACGGCCGUUUCCAGCCCCACGAGGGCGAGUCCCAGAAGGCAGCUGCCCACAGUCGCCGAUGGCCUGGAGCCCGUGACGCAGCCCUUGGCCCAGCAGAUGCCACCAUGGGCAAGUACCUUAGGGGUUUAUCCUGGGCCUUUGCCGCAUAGCCCCUCAGCAUCGCAGCCGUCCCAGCCCGUGCUGCCUCCCUUCGCAGAAGCAGCCAUGAGUCGCUUGACUUGGUUGCAGGCAGAAAAGGAAGCUCUCGAGGGCUGGCUCAGCAACGCCGGUUAUUUGUCAGUCAGCGAAGACAGCCAGGUCACGAGCUCUCCUAGGCCCCAGGCGGCCCAAGCAGCCCAGGAGCCCACAGCCCCACAUGCGAGGCAUCAUAUGGAAGGCGUGGGGAGGCCGUCCUCGGAAGAGCGACACCCGAUGGAGCCGGAGCGAUGGGUCAAUGGUCCUGGCUUUGCCACUGGACAUACGCCCUCGUCAUCUUUGGAGGAUGGAAGCCCGAGUACUCCCAGCAGUGCAAGAAGGAAGUCUUCGAUGCACCAGACGAGCUACAAUACUUUGACUGCGGAGCGAGCAGCUGCGCAGGCGAAGCUCGAAGAUGACAUCAGGGCACUAGGGCUCGAAAGCUCCACGCUCCCACACAGUGAGAGCAAGGUGAUGGACAACCUGGCCAUCGAGCAUCGCGACAACGCUGCCACGGCAUCCUUCGGAGUGCCGAGGAAUAGUGCGCCUGCGACUGCGUUGGCUGCUCUCCGUGCAGAGGCGCUUGCACAACCUCGGCAGACCUCCUCAUGGACUGCUGCGGACAGCACUGUGCAGAUGCUGCCACAGGAGCCAAGGGUCACGACGUCGAUUCGGCAUCAGGCCUCUUCAGAUGCAUCGCCUGAGGUGCUGCCAAGGCCUUGUCGCUCCCACUCGGCUUCGACGAGGGUGGCGACGCAGCAGCUGGGUGAGGCAAGCGCACCGCUGAGCAGCUUCAGGUCUUCGCUCCCUGUAUCUGGCACUGGCAUGCCCAUGCGGUCGGAGGCGUUGAGCUCGCAAGCCUUCAGACGGCGCACCGAGGCAUCGCCGUCGCGCGAAGUGGCCAUCUCCGAUCUGAAGGUCGCGAGGUCAGAUCGCUCCCACUCGGCUUCGACGAGGGUGGCGAUGCAGCAGCUGGGUGAGGCAAGCGCACCGCUGAGCAGCUUCAGGUCUUCGCUCCCUGUAUCUGGCACUGACAUGCCCAUGCGGUCGGAGGCGUUGAGCUCGCAAGCCUUCAGACGGCGCACCGAGGCAUCGCCGUCGCGCGAAGUGGCCAUCUCCGAUCUGAAGGUCGCGAGGUCAGAUCGCUCCCACUCGGCUUCGACGAGGGUGGCGACGCAGCAGCUGGGUGAGGCAAGCGCACCGCUGAGCAGCUUCAGGUCUUCGCUCCCUGUAUCUGGCACUGACAUGCCCAUGCGGUCGGAGGCGUUGAGCUCGCAAGCCUUCAGACGGCGCACCGAGGCGAGUGGAGUUCCCAAGAAUAACGAGGUCCUUACAAACGUGCUCCAUCUGCCUGAUGCUGGGGAUUUGGUCGCACGGUCGAGGACUCAGAGCAGCUCGCCUUCCUGGGCCCAGGAACCCCGGAGUGCAGGGCACUCCAGCAGUCCAAGCAGGAUGGCGAGAGCAGCCACCUCGGCGAGCCUGACGCCUCCAGCGUCUCAGGAGGGCAGCCUGCGAAGUGGUCCGAGGCACAGCAGCCCAUCACAGCUGGGAUCGCGACCCCUCUACGAGGAGGUGGCAUCGCAAAGUGCAAGCACCGGAAGUGCUGGUUUCAGGGCAAAGGCCCCCAGCUUCUCUUGGCCCGGAACGGACGCCGCCGCGUUUCUGACCGAGGAGCUUCCUGCCAGCGUGACGCAGAGGAGCUCGAUCCCGGCAGGAGCCGCCCGUGCGCGAGCAGGCACGGAGGCUGUUUCUUCGCCCUCCAGGCGGAGGAGUCCGGGCACGCGCACAGCCGCGGAUUCUGCAGAAGCCCUGGAAGACGGCAGUCUGCAUGCCAGAGCUCGGGCCGCCACAGAAGCGGCCACAGCAUUCUUGGAUGGGAGGACUGGCCUGCAGGGUGCCGUCUCCUCCAGCUCAAGGCAGAGCAGCCCUUCCUGGGCAAAGGAUGCCGGCCACGUUGCAUUCGGUCAGAAGGCAGCGACGGUGAUCGCAGCUGCCGCGGAAAGCGAACAGGACGAGGAGGAGCAGGAGGAGGAUGAUGAGGAGUACGACAGCCAAGGCAGCGAGAGCAGCGCCAGCUUGUCACCAGAGGAGGAAGCAGCCCAGAGGCAGCAGCUUGAGCGGGAUCUCCAGGAGCUCCAAGCACGGCUCCCCUCGCAACGAGCUGCCAGUGCGAAGGUGCGAAGCAUUCGAGUGUCCGAGCCUGUGGACCUGCUGGCGCUUGCCGACCAGGGUGGCGGCUUGGGCCGCUCAGAUGGGCAAGUGGACGUGAGGCCAAUGUGGCGCAGGACCAUGACGGAGCCAGGCCCUGCCACGGAGUGA